This is a messenger RNA of Chaetomium globosum CBS 148.51, 1752 nucleotides long. RefSeq lists its product as uncharacterized. Gene Ontology annotation, molecular function: DNA replication origin binding; single-stranded DNA binding. NCBI's taxonomy places the organism in Eukaryota, Fungi, Ascomycota, Sordariomycetes, Sordariales, Chaetomiaceae. Bases 1 to 1752 code for a protein of 583 amino acids. The transcript is spliced from 2 exons. Gene Ontology annotation, cellular component: DNA replication preinitiation complex. Gene Ontology annotation, biological process: mitotic DNA replication preinitiation complex assembly; DNA replication initiation; double-strand break repair via break-induced replication. The record is from RefSeq and is a predicted model, not a curated record.
AUGCCGCACAGGAUCAUGGACGGCCAGGACCGGGAGGUCUACGAGGCGCAAUCCCUGCAAUUGCGGGCUGAUCUUAAGCAAUGGGAAGGGGACUGGGCGGUUGCACACGCGGGAAAGAAGCCGGGCCGCGACGACAUCAAACAGAAUCCCGACAUUGGCAAGAUCCCGCCUCCGCCGUUGGGUCCCGUCGAAGCCACCCACGGGCACCAGCAGCAGCAGCAACGCAAACGGAGCCGAUCUGAUGCCGUCUUGCCUCCGCAAACGCCCUCCAAGAGGCCCAGGCCUGACAAGCCAUUACAAAAGACCCAGCAGUCCUACCCUGAGGACAUGGCCGCUGCCACUCGCACCCCUUUAGCAGCCCAUGUUGGCACCCCGUCCUCAAACCGGACAUCCUUCACACCUCUCGCUCCAAUUCCCACCUCCAUCAGCCCAACACCACAAAGAGACGGCCGCGUUCUCGGCAUCUUCGACCUCCUCGGCCGCACCCCCUCGCGGUCCACCGCAACCGUCACAAAAGCCAAUACCCUCCCCAUUGCAGCCACCCCGAGCAAACAGCGCACCGCCGACCUCCUCCCCACAACCACCACGGCAAUGGCAACGACUAUAACCACCCCAUCCACCGCCCGCUUCACCGUCACCACACCACAAUCCAAACGCACCACCGCCCAGCUCCUCUUCCAGGCCCCCGCCUCCGCCACAACACCUCGCCGCCGCCGCCGUGGUAGCAGAGGCAGCAUCACUGAUGGGGAAGGCGGCAAGGAGAACACCACGCCCUUCAAGACCCCUUCCACAAACCGCGUCACCAAAACAAGACCCAACAACACUACUGCAGCAACACCGACCAGCUCGACGCCCUCCUUCCUACGGCGACGCACCAUCUCUUUGGGCACAGCAACAGCCACCGGGCUAGCGCGCGUGGAUGAGCAGGAUGAGCAUGGCGGUGGAGCGGGACAAGGAGGGGCGGGAGGGGAAGAUGGAGACGGGGACGGCGAUGAAGAGGGGGGGUGGGGGCGGGUUGGCCCCCUGAGGUUGCCGCGCAAGUUGGGAGGGCUUGGGCGCAGUUUGAGCAGCGUUGUUGCGGGGCUGAGGCGGAUGCAGGAUGAGGCGUUUGAGGAGGAGGAGGAUGCUUUGAGGGAGAUGGAGAUGGAGAUGGAGGGCGGCGGUGGCGCCGAGAAGGGGACGGGAAAGAAAAACGUGGCGGAAGAGGUGGAAGUGGGUGACAGCCAAGCGCCAGUGCAACUGGGCCGAGACCUGGCUCCUAAGACGACACACCAAGAGGACGGGGACGCACCCGCGCCCUUACUCUCCGGUUUCGACGAGGAGGCGCUCUACGACAGCUUGGACGAAGAGAAGCAAAGACAACCCCUCCGCCAGUUCAAGAAACGCGGCCAGAAACGCAGCACCCGCCUUGUCAACAUGCGGCCGACGCGCGCCAAGCGACCCGCCCAGGUCGGGGGUGAACCCGACGAAGAAGAGGAAGAACUCGACCUGGUUCCCGAAACCCAGUUCAACGCCUCCAAGCCCACCGCCACGGCAGGCGAGGACGCCGAUGACCUGCGCCUCUCGGACCUCGACUCCGCCUCGGAAGCCGACUUCCAUGCUUCCGACUCUGGCGAGGAGAACGAUGAACCGGGGAAGACCAAAACCAAGGCAAAGAAACCCAAGGCGGCCGCAACCAACGACAAAAAGGCGAAGGCCGGGGGGGGAGGCCAAGGGCGAGGGCGUCGUCAAGAGGGCGGUGCGCAAGGUUAA